AUGUUAUCUUUUUUCAAGGACAUCUUUGAUCAAAGCACCCACAAUGAAUCUAGAUCAUUGCCUGAAAUUUGGGAAGAUCUUUACAGAAAGCUAAAUGUCUACAAGGAUGGCCGUAUAGAUGCCGAUGAAUUAAGAAAAGAACUGGAAGAAAUUGGAAAGGAUGGCUUCAAAGGAAGAGACUUUGAAGCAUUCAUGAAGUAUCUUGAGAGCCAGCAAAAGACCAUAAAACUUGGCUUUGGGAAGGUUGCAAAGGAGAAAACUGGCAAAGUUGGAAGAUUGAAGGUUAUACAACUCAUGGGAAAACUACGUGUCAGUCUUAGUAUCUUACAAGCAAAAAAGAUUAUAAAACACUUGGACAACAAUAAGUAUAUGGACAUUGAUUGGAACAGGUGGUGGCAGAUCUAUGUAACAGACAAAGAGGACAAUAUGCGAAAUAUGAUUGAUGUCUGGAGAUAUAACAGUAUCUUUUCUAUCAAUGAUGAUAUAACCAAUUGUGAGGAGUUCUUGGAGAAUGAGGAGCCAGAGAAGUGGUGGGGCCAUCUGAUUGCAGGAGGCACAGCUGGAGCUACCUCACGAACUGUGACUGCCCCUUUUGAUCGUCUCAGAGUGCUAAUGCAAGUUUAUUCUACACGAGAGAAUAAGAUAAAGAUAUCAAGUGGCAUAAAGCAAAUGAUUGCAGAAGGAGGUCUGAGUUCAAUGUGGAGAGGAAAUCUAACAAAUAUAAUGAAAAUCUGUCCAGAGUUAGCCAUCAAGUUCAUGGCAUAUGAAGAGCUAAAGGAACUAAUUGCAGCAGAUGCAGAAAGUCUGAGAAUGAGAGAGCGAUUUCUCGCUGGAUCGAUGGCCGGAGCGGUGUCUCAGUCAGCCACGUAUCCUAUUGAGGUGCUGAAAACCAGAAUGAUGCUGCGAAGGACUGGAGAACCGAGAGAACUCUAUGCCCAUGUCAGGAACAUUUUCAUGUAUGAGGGUUUUUCCACCUUCUUCAGAGGCUAUGUUCCAAAUAUCAUGGGGAUCAUUCCAUAUGCUGGUAUAGACCUGGCCGUGUAUGAGACUCUGAAGAACUUAUGGAUACAGAGGUACACCACAGGCAACGAGAAGCCCAACAUCUUGCUGGUGGUGGCCAGUGCCUCAGCUUCCAAUGUAGUUGGUCAGUUUGCCGGUUACCCAUUGUUGGUGCUGCACACUCAGAUGCAGGCAGAAGUGAUUGAAAAGGGAAAGGGAAAACCAAGACUGAGAGAAUACUUCUGGAAUAUUCUGACCAAGGAUGGUUUGCCCGGUUUCUACCGUGGAUUCACUGCCAACAUGAUCAAAGCCAUUCCGUCCGUCUGCAUAAGCUACAUUACGUAUGAGUACCUGAAGACGCAUCUCGGCCUCCACUCCCACUGA
Molecule: messenger RNA, 1383 nt
Organism: Mobula hypostoma (lesser devil ray)
Lineage: Eukaryota; Metazoa; Chordata; Chondrichthyes; Myliobatiformes; Myliobatidae
Product: calcium-binding mitochondrial carrier protein SCaMC-2-like
Exons: 10
Coding region: 1-1383 (460 amino acids)
Biological process (GO): ADP transport; ATP transport; transmembrane transport
Molecular function (GO): calcium ion binding; ATP transmembrane transporter activity
Source: RefSeq, a predicted model, not a curated record